AUGCUACAAACCCGAACUUCCCUGAGUACUUGGAGCCAGGAAAGAAGCAUGAAGUUGAUUGUGCUCCUUGGGCUGGUGGCCUUCUCAGCGUGCAUAGUCAAAAUACCUCUAACGAGAGUGCAGAUCGUGAGAAAAUCCCGCAGUGAAAAAAACAUGCUGAACAAUUUCCUGAAGAAACAUGCUUACAGACUGUACCUAACUUCUUCUUCUGGCUCAAAUAUAACUACUCACCCCCUGAGAAACUUCAAGGAUAUGUUGUAUGUGGGUAACAUCACCAUUGGAACACCCCCUCAGGAAUUCCGGGUUGUCUUUGACACAGGUUCAUCUGACUUGUGGGUGCCCUCCAUGUUUUGCUCCAGCCAAUUCUGUUCUUCACAGGUAUUGUUCAGACAUCGUGAGUCUUCCACCUUCUGCCCUACCUACAGGAAAUUCAGCCUCGAAUACAGUGUUGGGAGAAUGAGGGGAGUUGUUGUUUAUGACACCGUUCGGAUUGGGGACCUUGUAAGUACUGACCAGGCAUUUGGUCUAAGCAUGGAACAUUCCGGGUUUGAGGGAAGGCCUAUUGAUGGCAUCUUGGGCUUGAACUACCCCGACUUAUCUUUCACCGGAGACACCCCCAUCUUUGACAACCUGAUGAAUCAAGGUGCCACUUCUGAGCCGGUUUGUGCCUUCUACCUGAGCAAAAGCAAGCCAGAGGGCAGUGUGGUGAUGUUUGGUGGGGUGGAUAAAUCCUACUACCAGGGAUCGCUCAACUGGGUACCAUUGAUUCAAGCGAACGACUGGCAUGUACACAUGGACUGCAUCUCCAUUAACAGCCGGGUUAUUGCUUGUAAUGGUGGCUGUGAGGCCUUUGUGGACACUGGGACAUCACUGAUCCUUGGUCCAAGAAGACUGGUCGAUAACAUCCUGAGACUCUUCGGCACCACCAAGCACUAUGUUUCAUGUUCUGCGGUCAACACCCUGCCCUCUAUUAACUGCACCAUCAACGGCAUCAGCUACCCAGUGCCAGCUCAAGCCUACACCAUCAAGGAUUCUAGUGGCAACUGCUAUAUUGGCUUUAGAGAGAACCAAGAGAGUACGUCUACAGAGACCUGGGUCCUAGGUGACGUCUUCCUGAGGCUGUAUUUCUCGGUCUUUGAUCGAGGAAAUGACAGGAUUGGCCUGGCACAGGCAGUGUAA
Messenger RNA from Cervus elaphus (red deer), 1179 nucleotides. Its product is annotated as pregnancy-associated glycoprotein 1-like. Lineage: Eukaryota; Metazoa; Chordata; Mammalia; Artiodactyla; Cervidae. Gene Ontology annotation, biological process: proteolysis. The record is from RefSeq and is a predicted model, not a curated record. The transcript has 9 exons. The coding region runs from base 1 to 1179 and encodes 392 amino acids. Gene Ontology annotation, molecular function: aspartic-type endopeptidase activity.